This is a messenger RNA of Chlorella variabilis, 291 nucleotides long. RefSeq lists its product as hypothetical. Lineage: Eukaryota; Viridiplantae; Chlorophyta; Trebouxiophyceae; Chlorellales; Chlorellaceae. The record is from RefSeq and is a predicted model, not a curated record. The transcript has 3 exons. Bases 1 to 291 code for a protein of 96 amino acids. Gene Ontology annotation, molecular function: acylphosphatase activity.
AUGUCGCUCCGCGCCGUGGAGUAUGAGGUGCACGGAAUAGUCCAAGGGGUUUGGUUUCGCGCGCACACCCAGGACAAGGCGCGGCAGCUGGGGGUGGUGGGCUGGGUGAUGAACACGUCGCAGGGGACGGUGAAGGGCGAGGUGCAGGGGCGGGACGCGGCUGUGGAGGAGAUGAAGGACUGGCUGGCCACCAAGGGUUCCCCCCACUCUGUGAUCGAGCGAUGCGAGUUUAGGAAUGAGCGGGAGCUGGAGGCGCUAGAGUACAGCAGCUUCUCCACAAAGCGGCGGUAG